Messenger RNA from Choloepus didactylus (southern two-toed sloth), 2276 nucleotides. It is a transcript of the gene PRKAR1B, whose product is annotated as protein kinase cAMP-dependent type I regulatory subunit beta. NCBI's taxonomy places the organism in Eukaryota, Metazoa, Chordata, Mammalia, Pilosa, Megalonychidae. Gene Ontology annotation, cellular component: cAMP-dependent protein kinase complex. Gene Ontology annotation, molecular function: cAMP-dependent protein kinase regulator activity. The coding region runs from base 305 to 1441 and encodes 378 amino acids. The transcript is spliced from 12 exons. Gene Ontology annotation, biological process: regulation of protein phosphorylation. The record is from RefSeq and is a predicted model, not a curated record.
AUUAGAUGACAGAGUAGAUCACCUGGAUUACAGAAGCACAGGCAGCGGACGGGGGACCGAAGUGCUCAGAUAAAUGUUCGUGGCCAUGGAAGAGCUGGCCGUCUUUACCUCCGUCAUCUGAGGCAGGGGCUGGGAGCUGCACGGAAGGAACUUUUUCAGUUUGGUUCCCAUCCACGGACGCCCACCGUGGCAGACGGAGGUCCGGCUGUCCGUCCUCACCCAGCCCCAACUCGCCUCCCUUCGGUAAGGUCAGCACUCGGCGUUGCGUCUUCACAACCAGAACAAGAAGGAAGAAUUUGGUCUGAUGAUGGCCUCUCCAUUGUCAUGUCUCCCGGAGGAGGACGAGAGUCUGAAGGGAUGCGAGGGGUACAUGCAGAAGCACCGCAUGCAGCAGGUCCUCAAGGAGUGCAUCGUGCUGCUCUGCAUCUCCAAGCCUGACCGCCCCAUGAGGUUCCUCCGGGAGCACUUCGAAAAGCUGGAGAAGGAGGAAAGCAGGCAGCUCUCCGCACAGCAGACGUCCGGCUCACAUGACGACGAGGCCCCGCCCGGCCCGCUGGGCACCAUGGCCAAGACACGACACCGGCGCGGGGGCGUGAGCGCCGAGGUCUACACGGAGGAGGACGCCGUCGCCUACGUCAGGAAGGUGAUUCCCAAAGAUUAUAAGACCAUGACGGCGCUGGCCAAAGCCAUCUCCAAGAACGUGCUCUUUGCCCACCUGGACGACAACGAGAGGAGUGACAUCUUCGACGCCAUGUUCCCGGUCACGCACAUCGCGGGGGAGACGGUCAUCCAGCAAGGGGACGAAGGAGAUAAUUUCUACGUAAUUGAUCAAGGAGAAGUAGACGUCUAUGUGAACGGGGACUGGGUGACCAGCAUUGGAGAGGGGGGCAGCUUUGGGGAGCUCGCGCUGAUCUACGGCACCCCCAGAGCGGCCACCGUGAGAGCCAAGACGGACCUGAAGCUGUGGGGCAUCGACCGGGACAGCUACCGCCGCAUCCUCAUGGGCAGCACCCUGCGGAAGCGGAAGAUGUACGAGGAAUUCCUCAGCAAAGUCUCCAUUUUAGAGUCCCUGGAGAAGUGGGAGCGCCUGACGGUGGCCGACGCCCUGGAGCCCGUCCAGUUUGAAGAUGGAGAGAAGAUCGUGGUCCAGGGGGAGCCUGGGGACGACUUCUACAUCAUCACGGAGGGCACGGCCUCCGUCCUCCAGCGCCGGUCGCCCGGUGAGGAGUACGUGGAGGUGGGGCGGCUCGGACCCUCCGACUACUUUGGCGAGAUCGCGCUGCUGCUGAACCGGCCGCGCGCGGCCACCGUGGUGGCCCGGGGUCCGCUCAAGUGCGUGCGGCUGGACCGGCCCCGCUUCGAGCGUGUGCUGGGGCCCUGCUCCGAGAUCCUCAAGAGGAACAUCCAGCGCUACAACAGCUUCAUCUCCCUCACCGUCUGAGCCCGCGGGGCCGGGCAGCCGGGCGGCCCCUCCUGUGGAACCAAGUCGUCACCUGUGCGCUUGGCCACAAAGAGCACAAGCAGGCGCCCCCCAAGCCCCCUCCCGCCCACCCCAGGUCCUCAGGAGCCCUCACCAGAGGCUGCCGGUCAGGGGGACGGAGGGGUCCCCUGGGUGUCCAGGUGCCUGGCGGGGUGGUCUGUCCUGCUCGAGGGCACCGCGAGGCCCAGGAUGUGGCCGUGGAUGCUGCCACGGGAAACACGGGCUCAAGGAGGGGUCACGGCAAGGAGAGAAAGGGGUUCGCACGGGCUCCCCCACACCCCUCACCCAAGAGGAAGGCGUGGCCGUGCCGGCGCCAGGUAAAACUGCACCGGGGCGUUCCUGGGUGUUUGCACAAUUCCAAGCCAACUGGCCAAGGCCCCCUUCUCAGAGGAGCCCCUUUCCAAGGCAGUUUCGGAGACCUCGAAGCCCCUCCCGAGUCAGCCUCUACCAGGGGGGCUCCCGCUGCCUGGUGUCACCCGCCUUUAAGGACACCCCCUGCCCCCCUGCCCCGAUCACCCUGGGCCAGCUCGACUCUUGGUGGGCAGCCCAGAGGGUCCCUCAAAAUCGGAUGACCUGAUGCCACUGUCCCUCCUGCCUGUGCCUGUCUGAGGGGGCGACUCGGCCCCAGGUGCGUGUCAGAGUCCCCCGCUGACACGCACGCCCCAUUCCAUCCGCCCCGCGGGCCCGGCCGCGUGCAGCUGCCCCGACAUGGCUGUGCUGUUUGUGGACGUGUAAAACCUGCCUGUGCUAACUCGCUGCCCCAAACACUGCAUGUAACAAUUAAACGUGCAAUGAA